UCUCCCCAGCCUUAGUAAUUGUUAAUAAUCGUGCGUAAUGGCUAAACGUCGCUCAUAGGCCCGAGCUCUGCUCCCGAACACCGAAAACUGCCACAAUAAUCACAAACAGUGUGAAAAAUCACUGAAAUGGCUAUUGCUUCAAUGUCAUUCGACGAAUCGCCAACUUUGCUCUAUUUAAACCUUUCUUUCGCCUGUGUGCUCUCGAAUUUCUUUUUCAUCGUCCAUUAUUGUAACAUUGCAUCCCUAAUUAUUCUAUGUCAAUUAGUUGCAACUCCUACAGAUUUAUCCUCAACACUUCUUCGAUAUAUAAACCCUCGACUCUUUUACUCAUGUCUGCUAAAAAGUUCCUUGUUCCCUCAAUUAUCGGUCUUUCUGCCAUUGGUGGUUAUUACUAUUAUUCCACUAUUUUAAACAAACCCACCCCAAAAAUGGCUGAAAAGUCCUGUUGUGCUCCAGCAAUCAAAACCUUCACUGGUUCUGAUGAGUGGAUUGACUUGAAUUUGAAAAACAUUGAAACUUUAUCACACGAUACCAAAAGGUUUUCCUUUGACUUGCCUUCAAAGAAUCACAUCUCUGGUUUAACAACCGCCUCAUUGGUAUUAGCAAAGGGCAAUGGUGUUGUCAGACCUUACACUCCAGUUUCACCUGUUGAUUUAAAAGGCGAAAUUGAUUUUGUUAUUAAAAAAUACCCAGAUUCAAAAUUCGGUACUUAUAUCUUUGGUUUGAAUCCAAAUGAUAAAGUCUCCUUCAAAGGCCCAUUUCAAAAGUGGAAAUUGGAAGAAAACCAAUUCAACGAAAUUACUUUGUUAGGCGGUGGUACUGGUAUUACUCCAUUAUUCCAAAUCUUGCAAGAAGUUACCUUAAAUCCAAAGGAUAAAACCAAGAUCAACUUAUUUUACGGUAAUAAAACAGCCGGCGAUAUCUUAUUGAAGGACAAAAUUGAUGAAAUCGCAAAAGCUCAUCCAGAUCAAGUUAAAGUCACUUACUUCUUGGAUGAUCUCUCAGACGUUGGUUCAGGUCCCCAAUACCAAAAGGGUUUCAUAACUGGUGAUUACUUGAAAGAAAAUAUUCCCAAACCAUCUAAUGACCAUCACAUCUUUGUCUGUGGUCCUGAUCCUUUAUACAAAGCAUUAUCUGGUACUAAAAAAUCGAAAACAGAACAAGGUGAAGUUACUGGUGCUCUAGCUGAACUUGGUUACACUAAAGAUCACGUCUUUAAAUUCUAAAUCAAAUCAAAUCA
Ascoidea rubescens DSM 1968 is the source of this 1240-nucleotide messenger RNA. RefSeq names its product cytochrome-b5 reductase (gene MCR1). Gene Ontology annotation, molecular function: cytochrome-b5 reductase activity, acting on NAD(P)H. Gene Ontology annotation, biological process: ergosterol biosynthetic process. The transcript has a single exon. NCBI's taxonomy places the organism in Eukaryota, Fungi, Ascomycota, Saccharomycetes, Ascoideales, Ascoideaceae. The record is from RefSeq and is a predicted model, not a curated record. Bases 330 to 1226 code for a protein of 298 amino acids.